GCGCGCCGCCCGCCGGGAACAUGGCGGGCCCGGCUGUGGCCGCCGCCUCGCGGCCUGGGGACCCGGACGGAGCGGCGCCCAACGUGGUGGCGCGGGUCUCGCAGUGGGCGGACGACCACCUGCGCCUCGUCCGGAACAUCAGCACCGUAAUGGCCGUAGCUGGAACAAUGUUACUUCUAAGAAGCAUCCGGAUGACAUCAAAAUUUACAAGUUCUUCAGAUAUUCCAGUAGAAUUUAUAAGAAAGAAUGUUAAACUACGUGGACGAUUACGCCGAAUAACUGAAGAUGGUUUAGAAAUUGAGCAUAUUCCCAUUACUUUACCUAUUAUAUCUUCAUGGAAAAAAGAGCCCUGUGGUGUUCUGCUGGUUAAGCUGGCAGGAGUAGAACUCACUGAAACUGGGAAGUUGUGGUUACAGGAAGAGUUGAAGCCUUCCCAACUGCUAUGGUUUCAACUUCUUGGAAAGGAGAAUUCAGCACUCUUUUGCUAUCUUCUAGUGAAUAAGGGUAGAUAUUUUAGUGUGAGUCUGAAUGAAGAAAUUUUGAGAAGAGGCCUUGGCAAAACUGUUCUUGUUAAAGGGCUAGAUUACGAUUCUAAAAUCUAUUGGACAAUUCACAAAAAAUUACUUAAAGCCGAAUUAACAGCCUUAAGAAAAGGAGAAGGAAUAUGGAAGGAAGAAUCUGAAGAAAGUUAUUUGGAAAAAUUCAAAGGCUCCUGGAGAGAAAUAUGGAAAAAAGACAGUUAUUUUAAAAAAAUCGGGUCAGAUUUCAAUUUGAAAAAAGAAAGUUACUAUGACAAAUUUAGAAGGAUUUAUGAAGCAUGGAAAGACAACAUAAAUAACUACUCCUUAAUACUGAAGUUCAGAGAACUUAUGAAUCGCAUACACUUCCGUAGAAAAGGAUGAAAUAUUCCAAGAGGUCUGGAGGUGACCCACCCAGAAAAGAGCAAAAUACGUUUUCAUUGAGUUGAAAUGGAAAUUUCUCCAAAUAAUUGAAGUUGCUACUCUAACGGUAUUUAAAUAUUUAAGACAUGAUUGUUUUAAAUGUAAUAUCAGAAUAAUUUAAGCAAUCUGUGCUUACUAUGCCUUGGGAAAAACGACAUACUCUAUAAUGUUACCAGGAUAAAGGUUGUAUUCCUGUAGUGUUAAUAUUUGAAGAGAGAGUUUAACUAUUGGAUACUGUUACUUUAGUUAUUUGGGGCAGCCAAAUUUAAUUUUGGUUGAAAGAGAAUAUCUGUUUAUUCUUCCAGUUUUGAUUACUUAUAAUAAAAUAACUCUUUAUA
Messenger RNA from Nyctereutes procyonoides (raccoon dog), 1279 nucleotides. RefSeq names its product chromosome unknown C3orf33 homolog (gene MISO1). The record is from RefSeq and is a predicted model, not a curated record. Lineage: Eukaryota; Metazoa; Chordata; Mammalia; Carnivora; Canidae. The transcript has 5 exons. Bases 21 to 902 code for a protein of 293 amino acids.